Molecule: messenger RNA, 3805 nt
Organism: Trichosurus vulpecula (common brushtail)
Lineage: Eukaryota; Metazoa; Chordata; Mammalia; Diprotodontia; Phalangeridae
Gene: IRAK2
Product: interleukin 1 receptor associated kinase 2
Exons: 13
Coding region: 332-2254 (640 amino acids)
Biological process (GO): interleukin-1-mediated signaling pathway; protein phosphorylation; intracellular signal transduction
Cellular component (GO): plasma membrane; cytoplasm; nucleus
Molecular function (GO): protein binding; protein kinase activity; ATP binding
Source: RefSeq, a predicted model, not a curated record
GCAGCUAGUUACCAGAGUCCUUCCCCUUGGGACUCCUCCCCUGAGUCAAGAAGCUUGGUGCCGGCCACUUUCUGACUCAUACUGGGCUGAAAAUUAGCCUAGCAGACAUCCUGUUGACAAGUGGGAACCUGAAAGCCCAAUGCCUUGCUGUUAACAAAGGGGACACCCUGUUUGGGUUCCUCCCCCACAAGGAGGAGUAACAUUAGCCCAGGAGCUGCUCAGUUGCUUCUCCUGGAAGGAGAGAACAGAUCUGAGGUCCCAGCAGGCUGUUGGCUGUGGAGAGGAAAGAGCCUUGAUCAUAGCAGACUGGAAACUAUUGGAAGUAGGGAAAAUGACCUUGCAGCCACCUCUGCUGCCACACCCACCUGCUCUCCGGAGCCCCAGGACUUCCCAAUAUAUCUAUCAGCUUCCUUCUUGGGUGCUGGAGGACUUUUGCCACAAGAUGGACAGCCUGAAUGAAUGGGACUGGAUGCAAUUUGCCUCUUAUGUGAUGACCGACCAGACCCAGUUGAGGAAGAUCAAGUCCAUGGAGAGAAUCCAAGGUGUCAGCAUCACCAGGGAGCUGCUGUGGUGGUGGGGGAUGAGGCAGGCCACAGUGCAGCAGCUCCUGGACCUCCUGUACCGACUCCAGCUCUACCGAGCAGCCCAAGUCAUCCUGGACUGGGGUGCAAAUCCUGAAAUUGCUAGUGCUUCUGCUGUUCUUCCUGACCCUCUGCACCCUGGGAGGUCCUCUCUAUCUUCAGCAAGAAAACCAGAGGAAAUCCAAGAACGAGGUCUUACAAAAUCCACAGGAUUGAUUCCCUUCUCUAGCUCAGGGCCACAUCCAAGUGGAUUCACAAACCAAGCCCUACAUCUGCCUUUCAUUGAAGAGGACCUCCAUCAUUCCUUAAAAACAAAUUCUACUUCAUUAGAUAUAAAGCAAAAACCACUUGUGAGUCUGAAUGGUGAGAGCCUUUACUGGACAGAAAUGGAGGUGAUCAAGGCCACCGAUGGAUUUAGCCAAGAUAACAAAAUCAGCGAAGGGAAUUUUGCUGAUGUCUAUAAAGGGCAACGACACAACAUGCUGUAUGCCUUUAAGAAGCUUCAAAAGAUCAGGUGCCCAAGAGACAUAUCCAUUGAGAGUUUCUUCCACAUGGAAGUCCAGAUUUGUCUUAGGUGCUCCCAUCAAAACAUCUUACCCUUGCUUGGCUUCUGUACUGGGGAAGUGUUUCACAGUGUGAUACACCCUUACAUGCCCAAUGGCUCCGUCGAGGACAGACUCCGAUGUCAAGACAAUACUGAUCCCCUGACAUGGGAACAGCGGAUUAGCAUUUCCUUAGGGUUUCUUGGAGCUGUAGAAUACUUACAUGGUCUCAAGAUUAUACAUGGUAAUAUCAAAAGCUCCAAUGUUCUGUUGGAAAGAAACUUCACCCCGAAGCUUGGACACCCAAGGGUUAGAUUAUCCUCCGAUGAUAAAAAAUCCUCCUAUACCAUGAUGAACACCCAGCUUUUCCAGGCCAUGGCUGCCUAUGUCCCAGAAGAUUUCAUCAGAGUGGGGCAGCUCACAGAAAGGGUUGACAUCUUUAGCUGUGGAAUAGUGUUAGCAGAGAUUCUGACCGGUAUCCCAGCGAUGGAUAAAGAGAGAACUCCAGUUUAUCUGAAGGACCUACUCAUCAGUGAAAUCCCGAGCACUAAAGCCCUACCGUGCUCCAAGAACAAGGGUGUGGAGAAGCUAGCUGCAAAGGAGAUCUGCCAGAAAUACCAGGAUGCCAAAGCUGGGCACCUGCCAGAAAACUGUGCUGUAAACUUUGCCACAGCUAUCUACCUCUGCCUGCAGAAAAAAUCCCCCAACCUGACCCAGGUGUGUGCUACUAUGGCAGAGUUAGAUCGACAAAUCAGAAAUCCUCAGAAACUCCUCAACCCUGGCAGCAACUUGGAAUUGGAGAGGUCAUCAGUGAACACCCCAGAAGAAACUGAUGAUGUUGACAAUCUCAGCACAGAAGUCUCUUCUUCAGAUGAUCAUGACAAGAAUGGACUCUGGUCAGGAGCAGAGUCCUCAUCACCCCAGCCAGGGCAUAGGGAAGGAAGGUGUCUGACCAGUGAGGUAGAGGCUGACUCUUCAACGUGUUCUGGUCCUUCACAUCCUCAAGAUGCCACAGAAGAUUCUUGGGAAGUUGAAGUCAAUGAUGCCAAGAAGAAAUUGAUGGAAAAUAUUUUGCUCUAUGAAGAAGAAAAAUUAAACAGUGAGGAGCUAUUUGGAUCUUUUAAGCCAUAAAUUAGGUGGAGGAAAUACCUAAUUAACAUGGGAGAAAUGAAGUCAAAACAAGAAACAAGAUGGAAAUUUAUCAGUUUUUUUGUGGAUAAAGACUUUCAAGUCAUAAGAGUGGGUGAGAGGAUUUUUUUGUGGAUGAGAUAAAGCCUCCACUUUUGUAGACAUAAACCUCUACCUGAUCUAUUAGCCUUCCACAGUCUGAAGUUUGAGCUUUGAGCUUCUGACCUGAGAUAAAGGAAACAAUGCUGGAAGGAGCCUAGAAGGGAGAAGAAAGCUAUGAAACACAUUAUCAAGCCUUUGGAAUAGUUCUCUGUAUCAAAGAACACUGUCCAGUUCAGUCUGAGUUUGACUAUCACUAACUAAUAUGCUUCUUGGUGAGUCAGAGGUCCAAAGUUUAUUUUGGAAGCCUCAAAAAUAGCCUUGAACUUGAUCUAGAGAAUUCCUAGAGCACCUGAGCAGAAUAACUGACUGAGCAUUCCCCUGAUUUUGGAACAUUCAGGACUCUUUCAUUCAAGCUGGGCAAAGCUGAUCAUGCUGCCUUUUAAGUUUGUGUUAGAAUUCAUCCACUGUUCCUGGCCCUCAUCAGCAAGGUACCUGAUCCCAUGUUACAAGGGAGGUCUGAUUACAUUGGAGGUGUGAACACUUUGGGCAGGGGUGGUGGAGAGGGGCUGAAGGGAGGUGUGAACACUUUGGAGCUCCAUCUAUUAUGUGGGAAGUGUGGACACUUCAGGGCCCCCCCACCAUAUUACAUGGGAGGUAUAAACAGUUUAGAGCCCAGUCUCCUUUGCUGAAAAUGAAUCAAAUAUUUAUUAUUUGCUAUUAGCUUUGACCUGUGUAAUGUAUUUAUUCCUUUACCUCUGGCCCCAAGUCACAUCACUGAUGCAAUGGAGGGAAAAUGUAUUUUCCCUUCUUUUUCUAAGCUACACAAGCUAAUAAAGAAUUUUAUUUUGAGAAUAAUAUAUUGUUCAUAUUUAGAGUCAGAGGCUCUGGGUUUGAGGGCUAGCUCUUAUUACCUGUGGACCUUAAAGACUUCACUGACCCCACCCUGGGUCUCAUUUUCCUCAUUUGAAAAAUGAAGAAGUGAGAGUUGCUAAUCUCUAAGGUCUUUUCCAAAUCUGGCAUUCUAGAAUUCUAAUUUAUUGCCUUUUGCAACAUUUUGAUAUACCGUACUCUGAGAGGCAUUGGGGUGUGGUAGAGAGGGCUAAACUUGAAGUCAGGAAGAUCUUGUCUCAUUCAAGUCAGGCCCUGAUAUAGAUGAGCUGUUGACCACAGGGAAGUCAUUUAACUUCUCAGCAUCCAAAAUACCUCUCUAAGACAGUGGUCUUCAAGUUGUUUUCAUUACAAACCUCUGUCAGCAAAAAUUUUUAAGGUCCCAGUAUAUAUGUAUUUAUUUAUAAUUUGUAUACAUGUAUAACUUAUUAUAUUAUAUGGAGUAUAAAACAUAAUACAUACAUUAAACAGAAAGAGAGGUUAUACAUGAAACUGUGAAUCUCUAUUAUAUAGAGCUUGCUUUUCCUUCUAAGUCUAUAAUAAAUGCAACCUGUAGCUUUCAAA